AUGAGGGGUGGGGGUGGGUCCAAGCCUGGACCCCCUCUGGUGGCAGUGGAAUGUGUGUCAGAGGAUUCCUGUCUGAGACCCACCAAGCAGAGGAGAACUAAGUUUGGUGAAUUGAAAACUUCUUUACAGAAAAAAUAUGAAGAGGCAAAAAUCACUGACUGGUUCCUCUUUUUCUCCCCACAGAUCUUGUAUACCAGGGUUUCCUGGCCUGAUAGUGCUGUUCCUCUGUCCCCAAGGCCUCGCCCUGCCCGCAAAUCCUCUGGCUCUCUCCCCCCGGAGCUCUCGGACCUGACCCACCUUCUGCACUGGCCUCUGACUCCAGGAGAUGGGGGGGACCUUUUGACCUCCACCAGCCCUGAGACCUCCACCUACCGCCUGAGGGUUCCUGCGCAGGCCAGCUAUGCCCUGGGAGGCUACCUGGAGGCCAUCCUUGUGGCCAGAGACCAGGGCAGACCCAAGACCCAUGGUGGGGAUCUGUUUCGGGCACAGCUGCUGGGUCCUGACUUGAAGGCAGGGGUCCCUGGGGAUGUCCAGGAUCUGGAGAACGGCACAUACCUGCUGUCCUUCCCCCUUCUUUCAGCUGGGCAGGCCCAGGUGCAAGUUCGACUGAUCCAUUCCAGUGAGGCAGUUGGGGUUCUUCGAAGAAUCUGGAGGGACCAAUGGGCCACAGUCGAUUUCAUGGGCUAUUUUCGGGGACUCACAGGAUAUGAAGAAACUGUGACUUGCAAUAUUAACCCCCUGUUAACUGGAGAGGAAGAGUCUACCUGUCACUAUAGGGAUGAAGAUUCGGGGGAGCUCUGGUUCUGCGCUCGACCACCCACCCUGCCCUGCGACUCACUGGUGGGACAUUCAAGUGGACGUUACUGGAAUGUGACCACACCACAAGAGGAGGCCCUGCUGCUGUGGAAUGUGACAGACAAGGUCCUCCCUCGGGGUAUUUCUCCAAUUUGGGUGGCCAAGGAGAGCGAUAGGAGCCUGGUGCCGUCCCCCAGACAACUGUGCCAUCCGGGGAUCCCGGGCCCAAAGCCUUCUGGCUUCUUCCACCGAGGGGUGUGGCACUCUCUUUCCUGCUCUGGCCGCUCCUUCUCCACUGUUGACAGCAUCCUGGGCUGCCUGGCUGGUCACAUCAUCCACAUGAUGGGGGACUCCACGCUGCGGCAGUGGUGGGAGUAUCUGUGUGACACUGUGCCCUCCCUGAAGCCGGUGGAUCUACACGUCACAUAUCAGACAGGGCCCCUGAUGGCUGUAGAGACCACUCGGAACAUAGUGCUGCACUGGCGGGCCCACGGCUGGCCCCUGCGCUCCCUCCGCACACCAGUGGCCUCCCUGCACUCUGUGGUCCAGGAGCUGGGAGGCCUGGCUGGGGGCCCCCACACCGUGGUGGUGCUGGGGCUGGGCGCACACUUCACCACCUUCCCUCCAUCCGUCUUUGUGCAGCGACUGGCAGGCAUCCGGGCAGCUGUGGCUGCGCUGCUGGCCCGGGAGCCCCACACUCUGGUGGUCAUCAAACUGGCCAACACUGGCUACAAGUCCGUGUAUGGCAGUGACUGGUUCACCCUCCAGGUGAACCGGCUCCUCCGAGCUGCCUUUGCUGACCUCCGUGUGGCCUUUGUGGAUGCCUGGGAAAUGACCUCCAGCCUGGCCCUGCCUGACAGCAUCCACCCAGUGCGGCUUAUUGUCCAAAACGAGGUGGACUCCCUCCUCUCCUUCAUCUGCCCCACCUGAAUGCUUCUGCCUUGGGCUGUGUGGACAGAGAAGCUAGUGUGAUGAUUAAGCCUGCAAGCUCUGCCUCUCAGCCCGUUAUUCCCCUUGUCUGACCUUUCUAAUACACUGAAUCCAUGUCAUAAUUCACACAAUUGUGGAUUUUUCAACUUGUUAUUUAGACCAUUUCUUUUACAUGUUUGAAGUCCAUGUUAUUAUGCACUACCAGGAAAUCUGACACAAAAUAGCCAGCAUCAAGGCAUCACUUGGAAAAUCACUGGUUUUUUAAAGAUAAAGAAAUAAUCCUUUAAGCAUUUAAGCAAAAAAGGCUUAAGUCACUUACAAGAGAAAAACUUAGAUUGACUUAAAUCAGUGGUUCUCAACCUUGGCUGAACAUUAGAAUCACUUGGGAAUCUUUUUUUAAAAUCCUGA
This is a messenger RNA of Myotis davidii, 2133 nucleotides long. Its product is annotated as NXPE family member 3. NCBI's taxonomy places the organism in Eukaryota, Metazoa, Chordata, Mammalia, Chiroptera, Vespertilionidae. The record is from RefSeq and is a predicted model, not a curated record.